Messenger RNA from Vicia faba (fava bean), 2421 nucleotides. The record is from the annotation of a GenBank genome assembly. NCBI's taxonomy places the organism in Eukaryota, Viridiplantae, Streptophyta, Magnoliopsida, Fabales, Fabaceae.
AUGAUGAUGUUAAUGGUUGUCCUUUGUAAUGAAAUCCUGACCAGCUAUUUAUACGCCUUAACGGAAUGCCCGUUUCAUCCAUCUAAUCAACAACAACGUAUCAUAAUCAUUCUUUUUUGGGAAAAUAAAAAAAUGAUUAGAAGCUUCUUUCUCUUUUCCUUGUUCCUUCAUUCAACAUUGGCUCAAAUUCCUGCAAUUCCUCUGGAUCAUGCAAUUCCCCAAAAACCUGUAACUCCUCGUAAACAUGCAACUCAUCAUAAACAUGCAACUCCUAUUCUUGUCAAGAAAUGGUCAACAUUAAGUGGAAAUGAACCUAUUGUAAUAGCCCGCGGUGGUUUUUCGGGACUCUAUCCGGAAGGUACUCCAGACGCAAUUUCAGCAUCAAAAGGCAUAAGCACUUUCUUGUGCAAUCUUCAGCUGUCAAAAGAUGGAGGUGCCUUUUGUGUAACUGGUGAUACCCUUGACAAUGCAACAACUGUUGCAUUGUUUGAUCCUAAACAGAAAGUUUACAAUAUCAAUGGAAAGAAUGUGAAAGGACACUUCUCUAUAGAUUAUGAUAGUUCUCAGAUUGACUCAAAUGUAACAAUGAUUCAGUCCAUAUUUUCUCGACCGAGUUAUUACGAUGGUCUUGAUGCAGUUCUUAAUGUUGAUGUUCUCUUUGGUGCCGAAAAACCACCGGUGUUUUGGUUGAAUGUUCAGCAUGCAGGAUUCUACGCCCAAUACGGAGUAGAAGCGGCACAAACUGUUCUAGAGGUUUUGGAAGCUUGUCCAAUUGCGUUUGUUUCAUCUUCAGAUAUUGGUUUCUUAAAGAGUAUCGCCGGGAAAACACCCAGGAUGACUAAAGUUAUCUUUCAACUUCUUAACGCGAUGGACGUCGAAGCAUCAACAAAACGACCAUAUGGCGCUAUAGUAAAGGAUCUCUUGACAAUCAAAUCAUUUGCAUCAGGCAUCAUGGUCCCAAAAGAUUUCAUAUGGCCUGUUAAACCAGACAAAUAUUUAGGACUUCCCACAACACUUGUAGCUGAUGCACAUAAGUUAGGACUAGAAGUAUAUGCUUCUGGUUUUGCUAAUGAUAUUUUUUCCAGUUACAGUUAUAACUAUGAUCCUACUGCUGAGUACCUUCAAUUUUUAGACAGUAAAGAUUGUGUUGAUGGUGUUGUCACUGAUUUCCCAGCUACAGCAUCAAAUGCCAUUAGGUGCUUCGCACAAAACAACACCGCGCAUAAAAAAGGACCAACUUUAAUCAUAAGCAAUAACGGAGCAAGCGGCAUGUACCCAGGCGGUACUGAUCUAGCCUAUCAGCAAGCUAUAACCGACGGCACUGACAUCAUAGAUUGCUCAGUUCAAAUGACAAAAGAUGGAACUCCCUUCUGUGCAGCUUCUGCAGAUCUAACAUUACAAAGCACGGCUAUAAUGAAAUUCACGGGUCGAUCUUCCGUUGUCCCAGAAAUUCAACCAAAAAGUGGAAUCUACACCUUUGAUCUUACAUGGACCGAGCUUCAAACAGUAAAACCUCAAACGAUCAACACUCAAGGCAACGACUUUCAAAGAAACCCGGCAGAUAAGAACAGUGGAAAAUUUGUUACCCUUCCUGAAUUUUUGGAAUUGGCCAAGACAAAGGCAGUUGUUGGCAUUUUGAUCCACAUACAGAAUGCUGCUUACCUUGCAUCAAAGAAGGGUCUUGACAUUGUAGGUGCUGUCACCACAGCUUUGAACAAUGCUACCUUUGACAAGCAAACCACACAGCAAGUCUUCAUUCAAUCCGACGACACUUCGGUCCUAUCCAAGUUUAAAGAUAUCCCAUCUUACAAAAGGGUUUUGUACAUUCAAGAUAAAAUAGACGAUAUACCAGUGCAAACAGCAGAAGAAAUUAAGAAGUACGCAGACGGAGUUAAUCUUCAAAAAACUUCUAUUAUCAAAACAUCUGAGUCGUUGUUGAUAGGAUUAACAAAUGCAAUUAAAGCUUUGAAAGAUUUAAACCUAACAGUAUUCGCCCAUACUUUCAAUAACGAAUACUUGUCGCUGGCAUUUGAUUAUUGGUCAGACCCUAAUCUGGAGAUUUCUACUUUCGUUAAGGCUGCCAAAGUUGAUGGGAUCGUGACCGAUUUUCCCGCUACUGCAUACAGAUAUAUGAGAAGCCCGUGUAGCGAUCUUCUGACACGUAUCCCCGUAGAACCAAAGCCUGGUGAUCUGGCAAAUACUGUUCCAGAAGAUCUGAAACCAGCAGCAGAACCUCCUGCACCACUACUGGUUUCAAAUGUUGUUGAUCCACCUCUUCCUGAAGUGAUUAACCUGACAAAACCUGAACCUGCAGCUGCAACUCCUCCUCCAAAAGCUUCAGGCGCAAGGGCAUUUACCAUCAACUCUGGUAGCACCUUAGUUGCAGUUUUGGUGGUUGCUGUGCUUUAUGCUGGUCAUUGA